AUGACCAAAGUCCUCCUCACCGGGGCCACCGGCUACAUAGGCGGCACCGUCCUGGACCACCUAAUCAAGAGCUCAGCAACAAGCGUCAAAGACUUAAACUUCGACCUCCUCGUGCGUAGCAAUGACGCCGCAGAGAAGCUCAUCAAGAAGUAUGGAGAUCGCGUCAAGCCAAUUCUCUGGGCUGGAUUCACAGAUCUCGCAUUCAUCACCGACACAGCCGCCAACUACGACAUCAUUAUCAACGCCGGCACUGGCUUUCUCCCAGAGGGCACAAAAGCUUUCAUCCACGGUCUCGCCCGGCGGAUUGGACCAGACAAGCCGGUACCCUGGUUUAUACACAUCUCGGGGUGCACGAACCUCUCAGACCGUCCAUUGACGGCAACCGCCUACCCAGACAGAGAAUGGGACGACGCGAACGGCAACGCCGUCUACGAGUUCCUCAAGAGCGAGGACGCCCGCGAUCCCUACCCCCAACGAACAACCGAAGUGGGCGUACUCACCCUCGCCGAAGAAACAGGCGUGCAGGCAGUGAGUCUAAACGCGCCGGGUAUCUUCGGGACUGGGCGCGGGCUUUUCAACACCCAGGGUCUCGUUCACUUACUCGCAAUGAGCUAUAUCCUCAAGCACGGAUACGGAUAUAAGUUAAACGACACGGCAAAUUUCGACUGGGUGCAUGUCGAGGAUCUAGCUGACGUGUUUGUACUCCUUGUCCGUGCUAUUUUGGAACGUGAGGACCGGGGCGUGGGAUAUAUUCCCUCUAGCAAGAAUGGGAUUAUCUUUCCUGCUGUUGGCCGCGUGUCACUGAUCCAAAUUAUGGAGGAGGGUCUGGAUGCCGCUUUUGGGGCGGGUGUUCUGCCUCGUGAGGAUACACUGAAGGAAAAGGAGAUCCGGUUAGUGGGGCUUCAGGAGGUCGCUGAUGAGGUUAUGGGGGGUCUUUUGGACAUGGCUGAGCGGGGUGUUGCUGGACAUAAGAAGAUGAAGGGUACUGUGGCGAGGAGGUUGCUCGGUUGGAAUCCGUCGAGACUGGAAGAGCAUUGGAGGCAGGCAUAUGUAGAUGCGAUUGAGGUGUUGCAAAGUAGGAAGGGGUCUGAUACUCUGGAAACAUGCCUAGGUAAGUGA
Molecule: messenger RNA, 1119 nt
Organism: Aspergillus oryzae RIB40
Lineage: Eukaryota; Fungi; Ascomycota; Eurotiomycetes; Eurotiales; Aspergillaceae
Product: NAD-dependent epimerase/dehydratase family protein
Exons: 1
Coding region: 1-1119 (372 amino acids)
Source: RefSeq, a predicted model, not a curated record